Molecule: messenger RNA, 2892 nt
Organism: Salarias fasciatus (jewelled blenny)
Lineage: Eukaryota; Metazoa; Chordata; Actinopteri; Blenniiformes; Blenniidae
Product: coiled-coil domain-containing protein 6
Exons: 9
Coding region: 94-1488 (464 amino acids)
Source: RefSeq, a predicted model, not a curated record
UGUCCCAGCAUUGUGCCGCUGCUGCUCAGACGCUGCUGCAGCCGCCGUCUCCUCCUCCUCCACAGGCUCCCCUCCGCACACUGUCGCACAGCCAUGGCGGAUAGCGCAAGCGAGAGCGACACCGACGGAGCGGGGAGCAGCUCGGCCACCCCGAUGUCGUCCUCCUCCGCGUCCAAUUCGGGCAAGCCGAGCAUAGUCAUCUCACAGUUUCGCCUGGAAGAGCUGACGAACCGCCUCGCCUCGCUACAGCAGGAGAAUAAAGUUCUCAAGAUUGAGCUGGAGACGUUCAAACUCAAGUGCAAAGCUCUGCAGGAGGAGAAUCGGGACCUCCGCAAAGCUAGCGUCACCAUUCAAGCAAGAGCAGAGCAGGAGGAGGAAUUCAUCAGUAACACCUUGUUCAAGAAGAUUCAGGCUCUGCAGAAGGAGAAGGAGACCUUGGCCGUUAACUAUGAGAAGGAGGAAGAAUUUCUCACUAAUGAGCUCUCAAGGAAACUCAUGCAGCUUCAACAUGAAAAAGCUGAGCUGGAGCAGCAUCUGGAACAGGAACAGGAGUUCCAGGUUAACAAGCUCAUGAAAAAGAUCAAGAAAAUGGAGAAUGAGACCAUUUCGAAGCAGCUAACCCUGGAGCAGUUGAGGAGGGAGAAGAUCGACCUUGAGAACACAUUAGAGCAGGAACAAGAAGCGCUCGUCAACAGGCUGUGGAAACGCAUGGACAAGCUGGAGGCUGAGAAAAGAAUCCUCCAGGAGAAGUUGGACCAGCCCGUGUCGGCUCCUCCCUCCCCGCGAGACGUUUCCAUGGAGAUCGACUCGCCAGAGAACAUGAUGCGGCAUAUCCGCUUCCUGAAGAACGAGGUGGAGCGGCUGAAGAAAAGCCUGCGCACCACUGAGCUGCAGCACACGGAGAAACGUGCCCAGUACAUCGAGGAGGAGCGGCACAUGAGGGAGGAGAACAUCAGGCUGCAGCGAAAGCUUCAGAGAGAAAUGGAGCGCAGAGAGGCCCUGUGCCGACAGCUGUCGGAGAGCGAAUCCAGUCUGGAAAUGGACGAUGAGAGGUACUUCAAUGAGAUGUCUGCACAGGGUUUGCGAGCGAGGACGGUGUCCAGCCCGAUUCCCUACACACCUUCCCCCAGCUCCAGCCGGCCCAUAUCUCCCGGUCUCUCAUAUGGCACCCACACAGUUGGCUUCACUCCUCCAGCUACACUGUCCAGAGCUGCCAUUUCCCACUACAACACCCCUGCCCUGCACGUCCACGGAAGCUCCUCUCACGCCGUAGCAAGGCCCUCCCCGAGAAGAAGCACCAGCCCCGACAAAUUCAAACGUCCAACGCCGCCUCCCUCCCCCAACACACACUCAGGGGCCUUCCAGGCUCAGCCUCCGCUACCCCCACCAGCUCAGCCCAUGGUCCAGUCCAUGUCGUCCCCGGCGGCCAUGUCACAGCACGCGGCAGCGGCGGCGGCGGCAGCACAGCAGCCUCCCUCCCAGCCUUAACGCCACACUCAGUCUCUGUCUCUUGCACCAGUGUGCGCCCACUGAAUGCCACGAUGCUAGCGCAGCAGCUUCCGUCAUUACCAGCUCUGGAAGGGAAGUUUCUUACUCUUUACCAACUCCACAAAAAACAAAAAAAGAAAAAAGAUGCAGCUUCAGAAGUUUCCGAGAGGAAAGAAACGCGAUGGCAAGUCACCCCGGGUGAGGCUCGCCGCCUGCCAAAUCCACACGUGGCGCUACGUAACUACUCUUAAAAAAGGAAUGGAUGAACUGAAAAAUAAUUGCUUCUGGGAUUUGUAGGAUAAUUACUGUUCCACCUUCUGUCUUGUACAUGUCAUGUAUUUUUUUUUUCUUCUUCUUCUUCUUUGCCUGGGACUUUAGCUGGUUGGAAUUGUUGUUUUGGCGCUUCUGAGAUAGCACAAACAGCACAUACCGUAUGUUUUACAGUGGUCUCUCAUGAUAGGUUGGAUGUUUGGACCCGUGGAUGGAUGUAUGGCUUAGAGCAGUGGACGGAAACUAGAUGGAUGUGAUCGAUUCUUUUUAUGCCUAUAAUAUGACACUCGAUUGCAGUAACGUCCUCCACAGCAGCUCAUCCUUCCGUCUUUUGAAGUCAACACUUCACCCCCCGACCCCCUGAGUUUAACGUGGCUUUGAUUAGGUCAACAGGAAGGCGUCACAGAGGACUGCUUGGACUCUCUCCAUUAGAGGGCAUUGAUCAAACAGAGCUUGCAAACACAGUCAUUUUCUUUUCUGAAAGCAUUCAAGGCGCUGCUGCUCUUCAGUGAAAAGAAAAAAAAAAAGAAUAAAAGCAUCGAGGAUGGACGCUGGUACAUAAACCACAGAUAAAUGUCGCCUUUUGAGGUGUUUCAAGAUAUAGUCUGAGGUGUUUCAACUUAGUCAUGUACUCGGUCUCUGCUCUUCUCUCUGGUGUAUUUCUCAAAGCUUCUAUCGUCCUUAUGGAUACUCAUCAGAAAAGGAAAAAAAAAAAAACCCAUUGCUCUUUACACUAAAUAUACAUACUGCUUAAACAUUCUCGAUGAAUGGUACUGUUGAACUAAAUUUCUAUGUAUGAUUAAAGCUCUCGAGAUGACAGCUUCUGCUUUUGUCACUUUCAUGGAUGGUUAGUUACAUGAGAACUAGGAAAGGGAAGCACUCAUGAGCAAACUUGGACGAAAAAUCACAUUGUUCAUCGUUUUCACCGGAUUGACAGAAACCUGCAAGUUGUUCCGCACACUGUAUUUGAUAUUUGCACAGGUUCACAUUUGGUUUGAUCUCGUUGUGUAUUUAGUCUCACUGAAAUGUAUCGUGGAAAUUUUAACCUGCGCCCAAACCUCCAUAGUAGUUGAUGGAAAAUGUUUGUGCCUUAAAUAAACCUGCACCAUCAAAGCUCACAGCCUGAGGUGGUAG